UAAAAACCCAUAUGCUGAUACAUAGAGAGAGCCAUUCCCUUCAAGCUUGAGAAAUUAAGAACCGAUACAAUGAAGAGAUUUAAUGAGCUGAUUCUUGAGUUAAUUUUGAUGGUCAUUGAACAAGCAUUUGUUACUUCUCCAUCAUUCUACACCAUGUCUUUGUGGGACUUUCAUGCAAUGCUUAGAAGAGAGCAUGAAUCUGCAAGAAAGUAUAAAGCUAGUUCAUCUAAUGGACCAAAUGAGGCUCCUAAUAACUCUGGUUUGUUCAACUUCUCUCAUCUUGAAAGACAUGUUGCAUUUUCUCAAGCCAAUCACCAACAAAGUUCAAAAGAUCAAGCAACUACUUCAAAGUCAAAGGGAAAGGGAAAGUUGAUUGAAGAUCCUCUUGUUACUGAACAAACCAAUGUUAUAAACGAACGAUCUAAAACUACACCAAUUGCAAAUCCGUCAGAAACAGCUUCUGACAAGUCUAAGGUCGAUUUGAAGAGGAAGUCCCGUGAAACUGAUGAAGCUGAGGGCAUAGGAGGGAUAAGAAGAAGCAGAGACUGGAUGACUGAAAAGUUGCGUGUUUUGAAAGAACUCAUGAAUAGCUGCAAGGUUGACACGACUUCCUUCGACGAAGAAGCUUUCGACGAAGAAGAUUUCGACGAAGAAGAUUUCAACGAAGAAGAUUUCGACGAAGAAGCAUGCGAAGAAGAAGCAUAUGACGAAGAAGAUUUCAAGUAUCUUGAGAUUUUGAAAACAAUCAGAGAAAACGUAUACAUGGAUCAAAUGGUGUUAAACAUGGAUCAUAUGCACACUUUCUCUCCGAUUAGAAUGGGAUAUGGGAUGGGGAUGAUGAACAUGACCCCCGAAUUCCAUACCCCUUAUGUUAAUGGGACUCCAUUGGUGCUACCUAUUCAUUUUCAUGGCCCGUUCAAUCAACCUUUAAUGUAUAUUCCACCAUAUGCUGGACCAAGUUCAUCGGGAGCGCAUUUUCCACCAUAUGCUGGACCAAGUUCAUCGGGAGCGCAUUUUCCACCAUUGGCUGGUCCAAGUUCAUCCGGAGCGCCUUCAACAAUUCCGAAUAAUGGCUCAACUGCAUUGUCCAAGGAUACACCUAAAAAGUGGGAUCAGCUUCAUUGA
Impatiens glandulifera is the source of this 1125-nucleotide messenger RNA. RefSeq lists its product as uncharacterized. The transcript has 7 exons. The coding region runs from base 70 to 1125 and encodes 351 amino acids. The record is from RefSeq and is a predicted model, not a curated record. NCBI's taxonomy places the organism in Eukaryota, Viridiplantae, Streptophyta, Magnoliopsida, Ericales, Balsaminaceae.